This is a messenger RNA of Abrus precatorius (Indian licorice), 1052 nucleotides long. RefSeq names its product WAT1-related protein At5g64700-like. The transcript has 7 exons. Gene Ontology annotation, molecular function: transmembrane transporter activity. NCBI's taxonomy places the organism in Eukaryota, Viridiplantae, Streptophyta, Magnoliopsida, Fabales, Fabaceae. The coding region runs from base 1 to 1026 and encodes 341 amino acids. Gene Ontology annotation, cellular component: plasma membrane. The record is from RefSeq and is a predicted model, not a curated record.
AUGAAAGGAAACAAUCCUUAUCUUGUUGUAAUUGCCAUACAAGCCAUAUACGCUGCUAUGUUUCUUCUCUCAAAAGCUGCAUUCGACCAUGGCAUGAACAAUUUCAUCUUCGUCUUCUAUAGACAGGCAAUAGCGACCCUUUUCUUGAUCCCUUUCACCUUCUUCUUCGAACGGAAAACUGCACCCCCUUUGUCUUUCUUGACCUUCUGCAAGAUUUUCUUUCUCUCUCUCUGUGGGAUUACUUUAAGUUUGGACAUAUAUGGUAUUGGUCUUAUUUACACCUCUGCUCCUUUGGCUGCUGCAACCACAAACUGUCUUCCAGUGAUCACGUUUCUCUUGGCGCUUCUACUAAGGAUUGAGAGUUUGAAAAUAAAGACGGCGGCUGGGAUUGCUAAGUUGGUAGGCAUUGUGGCAUGUUUGGCUGGUGCAGCAACUCUUGCCUUUUAUAAAGGCCCUCAAUUGAAACUUUUAAGCCAUUAUCACCUUUUGGAUUUUUACCUUAAAAGCCAACAACAUCAAGGUCAUGCUCAAUCCAGCACAUGGAUAAAGGGUUGCUUCCUCUUGCUUCUCUCUAACAUGUGUUUCGGGCUGUGGCUUGUAUUCCAGGCUUUCAUUAUAAAGGGCUAUCCUUCAAAGCUGCUCCUCACAACUCUUCAGUGUUUCUUAAGCUCAAUUCAGGCUUUGGUCAUUGCCUUGGCCAUAGAAAGGGACAUUGAGCAAUGGAAGUUGGGUUGGAAUGUUAGACUCCUUGCCGUAAUAUACUGUGGAAUUAUGGUCACUGGUGUCACAUAUUACUUACAGACAUGGGUUAUAGAAAAGAAAGGACCUGUGUUUCUAGCCAUGUCAACUCCACUGGCUCUGAUUAUUACAAUCUUCUCCUCUGCAAUUGUCUUCGGCGAGAUAAUCAGUUUGGGAAGCCUUUUAGGUGGGUUGGUGUUGAUUAUAGGACUAUACAGCGUACUGUGGGGAAAGGGCAGGGAGCAUAUGCCAAAAGCCACACAAGAUGUGGAGCAGGCGUCGGGUUAAUUAGAGUCAUAUAUGAGCUUGUAAUU